This is a messenger RNA of Triticum aestivum (bread wheat), 1982 nucleotides long. Its product is annotated as putative receptor-like protein kinase At4g00960. Bases 282 to 1547 code for a protein of 421 amino acids. The transcript has 8 exons. NCBI's taxonomy places the organism in Eukaryota, Viridiplantae, Streptophyta, Magnoliopsida, Poales, Poaceae. The record is from RefSeq and is a predicted model, not a curated record. Gene Ontology annotation, biological process: protein phosphorylation. Gene Ontology annotation, molecular function: ATP binding; protein kinase activity.
AUGUCUCGCCCUCCGACCAGAUCCCUUCCCGUCAACCAGCGAACCGCGUCGUCUAUCUCGCUAUCCGGCCAGACCCUUUCCCUUCCCUUCAAACAGGGAGCCGCGUCGUCUAUCUCACUCCGGCCAGAUCCGUUCCAUAUACGUUCUCAGUGCCAUUUCUCAGGUUUACCAGAUCCCCGCUCGACCAGGAGUUCAGCAGUUCUUCCGGCGAUCUCCAGUGUUAUUAGAAAGAUGAAAUGUUCGACCUAGUCAAUCCCAGCAGGAGAUAUAGAUAGGAUAUCAUGGCGAACAAGAUACAACAUACAAGUGCAACGACAAGGGAGUUUACACUCGAGUUAUUGAAACAAAUUACAGAUAACUUUUCUGAGGAGCAUGUCAUUGGUCGUGGUGGGUAUGGAGUAGUCUAUAAGGGAUUACUGCACGAUGGAGAAGAGGUUGCUCUCAAAAAGCUUCACUACAUGCCUGGGCUUGACGACAAGCAAUUUAUGAACGAAUUUAAUAACCUUAUGAGGGCCCAGCAUCCAAAUAUCAUCCGAUUAGUGGGCUACUGCUAUGGUCUAGGACAUGAACGCUUCAAGUACAAUGGUGAAUAUAUUUUUGCCCGUGUACAAGAAAGGAUUCUCUGCUUUGAAUAUUUGCAGGGUGGAAGCCUUGAUAAGCAUAUUUCUGAUGAAUCCUGCGGACUCGAUUGGAACACACGCUUCAAAAUUAUUAAGGGAAUUAGCAAGGGAAUAAAUUAUCUUCAUAAUGGAUGCAAAGAUUCUAUUUACCAUCUUGACUUGAAACCUGAGAAUAUAUUGCUAGACGAGAACCUGGUCCCGAAAAUUGGAGAUUUUGGUUUGUCAAGACUUUUCCAAACAGAAAAAACGCAUAUCACAACCAAAUUUAUGGGAACAAUGGGAUACAUGCCACCAGAAUUCAUCGAUAGACAUGCAAUCACACCAAAGUUUGAUGUAUUCAGCUUUGGUGUUAUAAUCAUUCGGAUAGUGGCAGGAUUUGAGGGCUAUUCCAAAUGUGAAGAUAUGUCUCCUCAUGAAUUUCUUGAGCAUGUACAUGGAAACUGGAGAAAGCGGAUGCAGGAAACAAUGUCAUCGCAUAUAUCAGAGCAAGUUAUAACAUGCAUUGAAAUAGCGUUUAGGUGUGUGGAGUUCGACCCAGAGAAAAGGCCUACCAUAGCGGAUAUUGUCAAUGAAGUGGAUAAGAUCGAUAAUGCCGAAAGUUUAGCUAUAGCCAAGAACUCAGACGAACAGGAGCACACUGUAGAAAAACAACCGGUGAUUCAAGUACAAGAAAAAAAUAGUACGGAAGAGAAUACCAGAUACGCGAGAACGGAUUCCAUUUCUACUGUCAUGAAAAAGCACCCUUUAUCGAAAAAGUAUUACACAGCAGACCCAGUCGUUGCAAUUGGUGCCAUGGUGGUCUCCCUGCUCCACAAGCUGUGCGAGCUCUCUAGUGAAUACAACCUGGGAGCGAACUUGAAGAAAGAUGAGCACCUUCAAGGGAACUGGAGAACCUUUGUGAUGCGGUGGAUAACAUCGAUUUUAUGAUGCGUUCCACGUCUCCGGAACUGCAAGGUCCGAGGAAAGAUUCCUAUCUGGUGCCUUUGCCUGGGACGUCCCCGAAACUGCGAAAUCCGAGAAAGGAUUCCUAUUUGCUGCGCUUGCCUCGCACGUCUCGGAAACUGCCAAGUCGGAUAAAACAGCCUUCAAGGAAGAACUCCUGCGACAGAAAGAAAGGGAAGGGCCGAAAUUAAGAAGCGUGCACAAUGACCACCAUUUUUUAGAACAUUAUUAGAGGGCUGGGGGCUGACGGGUGGCAAAAGCAUUUGCUUGCGAUUCUUCGCUUGCGCCAAGUUUCGAUUUUCUGUUUACGGGAGACUUUCAAAGAGUAGUUCACUCUUUGCGUCACUUCUUAUCAGCUUCUUUGUGGGAUUACGGGUGAAAUUAAGCACAAAUAAAAAAUCACUCAAAAUUUACCGAGAA